This is a messenger RNA of Glycine soja, 3544 nucleotides long. RefSeq names its product FT-interacting protein 7-like. The record is from RefSeq and is a predicted model, not a curated record. Bases 125 to 3088 code for a protein of 987 amino acids. Lineage: Eukaryota; Viridiplantae; Streptophyta; Magnoliopsida; Fabales; Fabaceae. The transcript has a single exon.
CUAAACCUAAUAGUAGUAACGAAUAAGAACAAGAAACACACGUUACUAACGCACAAAGAAGAAGAAGAAGAAACCUCUCUGUUUCCCACUUUCUUUCCUCUCAAAAGCUACACGAGAUUCAUCUAUGGCGGAAGGUUCUGGAAGGAGGCUGAUGGUGGAGGUUUGCAACGCGAAAAACCUGAUGCCGAAGGACGGUCAAGGAACCGCGAGUGCUUACGCGAUCGUUGACUUUGACGGCCAGCGACGGCGAACGAAGACAAAAUCGAGAGAUCUCAAUCCUCAAUGGGACGAGACGCUCGAGUUCAUCGUCCACGACAAAGACUCCAUGACUUCCGAAACGCUGGAGGUGAAUCUCUACAACGACAAGAGGACAGGGAAACGAAGCACUUUUCUCGGCAAAGUCAAGAUAUCCGGAAGCACGUUUGUGAAAUCCGGUUCAGAAGCGAUUGUGUACUAUCCGUUAGAGAAGAGGAGCGUGUUCUCUCAGAUCAAAGGAGAGCUCGGUCUCAAGGUUUGGUACGUCGAGGAGGAUCCACCGGAAACAGAGAACGCCGGAGAGGAGAAAGCAGAGUCAGCACCACCGGCAACGGAGGAGAAGCUGCCGGAGAAUUCGCAAGAAGGAGAGAAGAAAGAAGAUAAGGCAGAGGAAACGCAAGACGAGGAAAAGAAAGAAGAUGAGAAUAAACCUAAAGAAGAAUCAAAAGAAGAAGAAAAACCAAAGGAGGAGGCUCCGGAGGCGGCGGUGCCGCCGCCGGAGGUUGAGAACCCACCGAUUGCGCAGACAGAGAAGCCAAAGCCGCCGAAGGAAAAGCACGUAGAAGUGCAAAAGCGUGCGGAUCUGAACGUUAGCGAUCACGAACUGCGAUCUCUGAGAGGCGAUCGGAGCCGGAGUGCCUACGACCUCGUUGAUCGUAUGCCGUUUCUAUACGUUCGCGUUGUGAAGGCGAAGCGAGCUAAACCGGAAACCGGUUCGACCGUUUACUCGAAGCUUGUGAUUGGAACUCACAGCGUGAAGACAAGAAGCGAGAGUGAAGGCAAAGACUGGGAUCAGGUUUUCGCCUUCGAUAAAGAAGGCCUCAAUUCGACGUCAUUGGAGAUUUCCGUUUGGUCAGAGGAGGUCAAAGAAGGGGAUGAGAAAAGCGAGAGUUCUCUCGGAACGGUGUCGUUUGAUCUGCAAGAGGUGCCUAAAAGAGUUCCUCCGGAUAGUCCUUUGGCUCCGCAGUGGUACACUCUCGAAUCCGAAACCUCGCCGGCAAAUGACGUCAUGCUCGCCGUUUGGAUCGGGACUCAGGCCGACGAGGCCUUUCAGGAGGCUUGGCAGUCCGAUUCCGGCGGCUUGAUACCGGAGACAAGAGCUAAAGUGUAUCUUUCUCCCAAGCUCUGGUAUCUUAGACUAACGGUCAUCCAAACCCAGGACUUGCAGCUAGGUUCGGAGGGACCCGAGGCUAAGGCUCGGAAUCCAGAGCUUUACGUGAAGGCUCAGCUCGGCGCGCAGGUAUUCAAAACAGGAAGAGCCUCACCCGGCUCGGCUAACCCAACGUGGAACGAGGACCUCGUGUUCGUAGCAGCCGAGCCGUUUGAGCCGUUUCUGGUGGUGACAGUGGAGGACGUGUCAAAUUCUAAAACCGUUGGCCACGCGAAAGUCCACGUGUCAUCCAUCGAACGUAGAACAGACGAUCGAACGGACUCGAAGUCAAGAUGGUUCAACCUAGCCAGCGAAGACGAGUACACAGGUAGGAUCCACGUCAGAGUAUGCUUAGAAGGUGGGUAUCACGUGAUAGACGAAGCCGCUCACGUGACAAGCGACGUUCGAGCCUCGGCGAAGCAACUCGCGAAGCCCCCAAUUGGUUUGCUAGAAGUUGGGAUUCGCGGCGCGGCAAACCUUCUUCCGGUGAAGACCAAGGACGGGACACGUGGCACCACGGACGCUUACGUGGUGGCCAAAUACGGACCCAAGUGGGUCCGAACCCGAACAAUCAUGGACCGGUUCAACCCGCGGUGGAACGAACAGUACACGUGGGAUGUAUACGAUCCUUGCACGGUUCUCACCAUUGGAGUGUUUGAUAACGGGAGAUACAAGCGAGGGGAAGAUGGAAAACCUAACAGAGAUUGCAGGGUGGGGAAAAUUCGUGUGCGGUUGUCUACACUGGACACCAACCGGGUGUACGUAAACUCGUACUCGUUAACCGUUUUGCUGCCAGGUGGCGCCAAGAGAAUGGGAGAGAUAGAGAUUGCAGUGAGAUUCUCAUGCUCCUCGUGGUUGAGUUUAAUGCAGGCCUACGCAAGCCCAAUAUUACCAAGAAUGCACUACGUUCGCCCAUUCGGCCCGGCCCAACAAGACAUCUUACGCCAAACGGCUAUGAGGAUUGUAACGGCUCGCCUCGCCCGGUCUGAACCGGCGUUGGGUCAGGAAGUGGUGCAGUUCAUGCUGGACUCCGACACGCACGUGUGGAGCAUGCGGCGGAGCAAGGCAAACUGGUUCAGAGUGGUGGGAUGCCUGUCACGUGUGGCGACACUACUGGGUUGGGUCGAUGGGAUUCGCACGUGGGUGCACCCUCCCACGACGGUUCUGGUGCACGUGCUGCUUUCAGCGAUUGUGUUGUGUCCAUACCUAGUGCUCCCAACAGUCUUCAUGUAUGCUUUCUUGAUUUUGCUUCUGAGGUUCCGUUACCGGCAGAGGGUCCCACAGAACAUGGAUCCGAGGAUGUCGUACGUGGACAUGGUGAGCCUGGAUGAGCUGGACGAGGAGUUCGACGGGUUUCCGACCACGCGUCCCGCGGAGGUGGUGCGGAUCAGGUACGACAGGGUGCGCGCGCUUGCGGGGAGGGCGCAGACGCUGCUGGGUGACAUGGCGGCGCAGGGGGAGCGGUUGGAAGCGCUGUUUAGCUGGCGGGACCCGCGUGCCACGGGGCUAUUCGCGGUGCUGUGUUUGGUGAUGUCGUUACUGUUCUACGCAGUGCCGUUUAGGGGCGUUGUGCUGGUGGCUGGGUUCUAUUACCUGCGUCACCCGAGGUUCCGCGACGACAUGCCGUCUAUCCCUGCAAACUUCUUCCGGCGACUCCCAUCCUUUUCUGAUCAGAUUAUGUGAUAAACACAUAUUUUAUGACACGUUUUUUGUUUAUGGGUUGGGUUUUUGUUUUUUGUUUUUUUAUAAGAAAUAUUAUCUAUUUAUUGAUUCGUUUAUUUUUUAUAUGAUCUGUGUGUCAAUUUGGGAAAGCUUUUUAGAAGAAGAAAAAACAAACGCGUAAAGUGAGCAGAAAGUUGUUCUUGGUAUGCUCUAAAAGUGAAUGAAAAAGUUACCGUUGUGGUGGACCAAACAGUGGAAAAAGGAUAAAAGUGAGCCACCUACAAUACAACAGCCCCAUGAACCUUUUGAUGGAUUGAAGAAUUUAUGACCGUUGAUGCAGAAUACUUGAACCCUAAGUAAAUGCCGCCAGUGCCAGACAAUAUUGGAGAGAACUAGUUGUGUAAUUGACCUUUUGUUCAUAUAACCUUUUGUUUUUCCUAAUCUAAUUAAUAUGGUUGCUUUUUUGGCUUCUACAAA